Molecule: messenger RNA, 696 nt
Organism: Suillus fuscotomentosus
Lineage: Eukaryota; Fungi; Basidiomycota; Agaricomycetes; Boletales; Suillaceae
Exons: 3
Coding region: 1-696 (231 amino acids)
Source: RefSeq, a predicted model, not a curated record
AUGUCCAACUCCUCAACGCUCUAUACCUUUGAACUCAAUGACUUUACUGCAUGGGAUGCUGCAAAUGUCUUAGAGUUUGCUACCUCUCAAUUUGCUGCAAUCUGGCUGGCGUGCGACCGGAACCAUGUACCUCGCACGCCAGCUUACAAAACCAGCUUUAUCUGGCACCUCCAGUGGGAAGCAGAUCAUUUUGUGUUUCCAUAUAUCAACAUAUCACUGAUGCUCAACAUGCAUCCAACAAUGCCUGACUUCCUCCACGCCGUCAUCGGCAGAUUUGCCCGAUUUCAAACUGGGACCAUUACCGCCAAGGAAUUGCAUGACGAAUUUGUCACCCACUGCUCUCCGAAUAACACUCCGCUAAGGUCCACUCACUGUGUUGUUGCUAACUACCGCUAUGAUUGGUGGAAGGAUCGCUUCGACUGGUUGGGGUUGGAGCUGCCAGUCUUGAACAUGCAUGAGGUCAUGGAGAUGACCCAAGACCACUUUGAACAACUGGUGGACAGUGAUGCCCUGUUCAAUCAAAUUGUGGCAGUGAGAGCCCACCUCCAACAUCUCGGCGAAACAAUGGCUUCUUUGCUGGAGCAGAAGAACCAGAUUUCUGCCACAGCUGUGUCCACCAUGUCACAGCUCAAGGCACCAAUUAUGAAGCUGGAGGAAGCACUCUUGGAUUCCCACAGGAAAUGUGCCGACAAGUAG